AUGGAGAGAGCACAUCAUUCUCUAAUGAUGGACAACAAUGUAGUGCAUACUGAGAGCGAGACUUGGAUUAAUUAUCUGAGUACAGACAAUAAAGCUUCCCUUCUGGAGUGAAUGGAAAGGUGUAAUAUUAAUCUUAUACAGGUUAAUGGUCAGAGGAAAUCUGGGGUCCUCCUGCAGACUGGGUUGGAGAACUUCCUCUACUUGGGACAAAAAUAUUUAUCAACAAUCUCCCUCAGGAAAUCUUUGAGGAUAGUUGAAUUCCACUUUUUCAGACUGUUGGAAUAUUGUAUUAAUUUUGUCUUAUGAUGGACAGAUUAUACAAGUGA
Messenger RNA from Staurois parvus, 326 nucleotides. The record is from the annotation of a GenBank genome assembly. Lineage: Eukaryota; Metazoa; Chordata; Amphibia; Anura; Ranidae.